Chrysoperla carnea is the source of this 492-nucleotide messenger RNA. RefSeq lists its product as uncharacterized. The coding region runs from base 1 to 492 and encodes 163 amino acids. The record is from RefSeq and is a predicted model, not a curated record. The transcript has 4 exons. NCBI's taxonomy places the organism in Eukaryota, Metazoa, Arthropoda, Insecta, Neuroptera, Chrysopidae.
AUGUGUAUUAAAGAGUCAGUGGCGGUAAAGUGUUGUUCCAAACUAGUUAAUAAUAAAUCAAACUUUGAUUUACCAAAUCGUACUCAAAUUUUUGCCUUAGCUAAUGAAUCAAGUCCUAGUGUGCCACGACCUGUCUUACUUUUGGGCAAGGCUAAUGAACGGAGUUUUUUUUAUGAUUUAUGCUGUUAUGGUAGUAUAGAAAGUGAUAGUAUGAUAUUAUAUCAAAAACGAUUACGAAAAGAGCGAAAAAUACGAAAGCGAAUUCAAGAUCAACUGGAAAUUGAAAUGAAACGAAAAACUCAAUUAGAAGAUGCUUUAAAAAGUACACCAGCUGGUACUGAAUCGUUGCGACUUAUAAGCGAAUCACUGGCACAAGAACUAGAACUAGAACGAAAAUCACGUCAACAACAAGUGGAUAGUGAUGUGAAAUCACCAUUACAAGAUCGUGCGAAUUACUAUAAAAAUUCGGUACUGUUUACAAGUGCUACGUAG